CACCUUACAUGCUCUUUUGCAGUGCACCCUCAAAAUAAGUCCUUCUUCGCAUGUGUGCCUCUGGAGGAGCAUUCCUAGCAACUCCCUUGUAAAAUAUUUCAGGAUUCUCCCGAGUAGCUGUCUCGAAUCACUGAGAGGUCUAGCCAUGACUAAAGAAGAUGCGCAAGGAGCGGGCGAGGAGGAGCUGCAGGCCCAGUCGAAGAAAGGGCUGAAGAAACAGCAGAAGGAAGCGGAGAAAGCAGCGAAGAAGGCUGAGAAGCAGGCCAAGCUGGCCGCGGAGCAGCAGAGCACAGAUGAAGAUGACUUUGCCAAGGAUCGGUACGGCGUGUCCCCGAUGGUCCAGUCCCAGCAGAAACUUGACAGGGUGUUGGUCCGCGUCCAGGAGCUGACACCACAGAGGGCUGACCAGCUGAUCUGGUUGCGUGCCAGGGUUCACACCAGCAGAGCCAAAGGGAAGCAGUGCUUCUUGGUCCUGCGUCAGCAGCAGUUUAAUGUGCAGGCCCUGGUCGCCGUGGGAGAUCGCGCCAGCAAGCAGAUGGUCAAGUUUGCCGCCAACCUCAACAAGGAGAGCAUCGUGGAUGUGGAGGCUGUGGUGAGGAAGGUGGACCAGAAGAUCGAGAGCUGCACUCAGCAGGAUGUGGAGCUGCACAUUGAGAGGAUGUUCGUGAUCAGCAUGGCUGAGCCACGUCUGCCCCUGCAGUUGGAGGAUGCCGUUCGACCCGAGGGGGAGGGGGAUGAGGAAGGCAGAGCCACUGUCAAUCAGGACACCAAACUGGACAACCGUGUCAUCGAUCUCCGAACUACGACCAGCCAGGCCAUCUUUCGCCUGCAGUCGGGCGUCUGCCAGCUCUUCAGAGACACGCUCAUCAAGAAGGACUUUGUGGAGAUUCAGACGCCCAAAAUCAUCUCUGCUGCCAGUGAGGGGGGUGCCAACGUCUUCACCGUGUCCUACUUCAAGACCAGCGCCUACCUGGCCCAGUCCCCCCAGCUCUACAAGCAGAUGUGCAUCUGCGCUGAUUUUGACAAAGUGUUCUGUGUGGGACCUGUUUUCAGGGCAGAGGAUUCAAACACUCAUCGUCACCUGACUGAGUUUGUGGGCCUGGAUAUCGAGAUGGCUUUCAGCUACCAUUACCAUGAGGUCAUCGACUCCAUCACUGACACAAUGGUGCAGAUCUUCAAAGGCCUUCAAGACAAGUUCCAGACAGAGAUCCAGACUGUGAAUAAACAGUACCCCAGUGAACCCUUUAAGUUCCUGGAGCCCACUCUGAGGCUGGAGUACCUGGAGGGUGUUGCCAUGCUACGGGCAGCAGGAGUGGAGAUGGGUGAUGAGGAAGACCUGAGCACCCCCAACGAGAAGCUGCUUGGCCGUCUUGUGAAAGAGAAAUAUGACACUGACUUCUACGUGCUGGACAAAUACCCCUUGGCCGUCAGACCUUUUUACACAAUGCCUGAUCCCAGCGACCAGAAAUACUCCAACUCCUACGACAUGUUCAUGAGAGGGGAGGAGAUCCUGUCUGGAGCUCAGAGAGUACACGAUGCCCAGCUGCUGACUGAGAGAGCCACGCAUCACAACAUUGACCUGGAGAAGAUCAAGGCGUACAUCGACUCUUUCCGGUAUGGCGCUCCUCCACAUGCCGGUGGUGGCAUUGGGCUGGAGAGAGUGGUCAUGCUGUAUCUGGGGCUCCACAAUAUCCGCCAGACGUCCAUGUUCCCUCGCGACCCCAAGCGCCUCACACCUUAAGGGCUCACCGGAGCGGGAUCGCUUGCAGAGCCUGUCUAACAUCACCUUCUUUCUUUUAUAUGCAAUAAUGCAGGGAAUGGUCAAGUGCCAUGACACUGCAGUGCCACUGUCAUUGACAAAAGUGUCAGUGUACCCUCUUAAAACCAAGUACUAAACUGUAGUAAGCUGACAGGUCUGUAGGCUGAUAGACACAAUCACAGAGGAAUUAAUAUAAUAUAAUAUGAGUCACUCACUCAAAGGGAAUCAAGGUGUUCUACAUGAUCUAGAUGGGUGAAGGUAUGUCAUAAACAUGCAAUGCAGUUCUCACUAAGGCUAGCCUCGAGUGUUAGAAAGUCUCUGAAAGAUGUCUGACACUUUUCUACAAGUCCAACUUUGCUACAUUUGACACUAAAGAGGUUCAACUGUCAUCAAAUCAUUGUUUUAAUGGUACCUAAGUGUUAAUUGUAAUACAUGUUUUUAAAAGAUUAAAUAAAUACAGCUGUUCUAGAA
Molecule: messenger RNA, 2230 nt
Organism: Clupea harengus (Atlantic herring)
Lineage: Eukaryota; Metazoa; Chordata; Actinopteri; Clupeiformes; Clupeidae
Gene: dars1
Product: aspartyl-tRNA synthetase 1
Biological process (GO): aspartyl-tRNA aminoacylation
Cellular component (GO): cytoplasm; aminoacyl-tRNA synthetase multienzyme complex; cytosol
Molecular function (GO): RNA binding; aspartate-tRNA ligase activity; ATP binding
Source: RefSeq, a predicted model, not a curated record